AGCUGUUUGUUUUGCAUGGAACAAGCAUGGCUGAGUGUUAGGCGAGGGCGGUGAACUGGGCAGUGAUGAGGUGGCGGCGCGACUGUCACUGAAGUUGGAUGGGCACGUUCCUUGUAGGGCCUCUGCCUGGAUCUGCUCUUUGAAUGUACUCUGGAGGAAUCCGAACCCGCCCCACCGUUUUGCCUCUCAUUGCUUGUGCAGUAAGGAUUUAUUGUGCUCCUGCGGGGGUGCGGAGCUGGGCCUAGUGAGAAGUUUCAAGUUCGAGGCCGGAAGAAGCUUAACUUGUUCCUUGCAAAGGAAAAAGGCUGUGGAACAGGAUGAUCUCAAAGGAGGAAAUGUUGUUCUUGUCACAUGUUCAGUUAGUUGACUGCAGGUUAUUUUCCUGAAGAAAACUGGUUUGAUGAAAUUUGACACGAAAUCAGCAUUGAAAUUUAUUACCUACUCCCAUCACGAUCUGUGGUCUACAAAAAAAACUUCAGGUGUUCAUCUAUAAAGUAAUACUAACAUAAUUUCAGAAUGUCCAGCAAAGAGGUGAAGGCUGCUCUAAAAAGUGCAAGAGAUGCAAUCAGAAACAAAGAAUACAAAGAAGCUUUGAAACAUUGUAAGACAGUGUUAAAACAAGAGAAAAAUAACUACAAUGCCUGGGUUUUUAUUGGUGUUGCUGCAGCUGAGCUAGAACAACCCGAUCAAGCCCAGGGUGCCUAUAAGAAAGCUGUGGAACUAGAUCCAGACCAGUUACUAGCUUGGCAGGGGUUAGCAAGCCUGUAUGAGAAAUGUAAUCACAUGAAUGCUAAGGAUGAUUUACCAGGUGUUUACCAGAAGCUCCUGGAUCUUUAUGAAAGUGUUGACAAACAGAAGUGGUGUGAUGUCUGUAAGAAACUUGUGGAUCUGUAUCACCAAGAAAAGAAACACCUAGAGGUGGCUCGAACAUGGCACAGAUUGAUUAAGACAAGGCAGGAAGAAGGUGCAGACGACCAAGAACUUCACCAGCUCUGGAGGAAAUUGACUCAGUUGCUGGCAGAGAGUACAGAGUAUCAGAAUAAUGAAACUCAGCAAUUGCUUUUGACUGCAUUUGAGAAUGCACUGGGCUUAUCAGAUCAGAUUCCUAGUGAAGAUCACCAACUCCUUUAUAGGCAUUUUAUUCAGUGUUUAUCCAAAUUUCCUCAUGAGGCUGCUAGGUUGAAGAAGGCCUGUGAAGGAAUGAUAAACAUCUAUCCCACUGUACAGUAUCCAUUAGAAGUGCUCUGUUUGCAUCUAAUUGAGUCAGGAUAUGUUACUGAUGAGGGACAGCAGUAUUUUUAUAAACUAGUAGAGAUGAAUUCAAAAAGUGGCCCAGGCCUGAUUGGCAUAGGCAUUAAAGCAUUACAAGACAAAAAGUAUGAAGAAGCUGUCAGGAACCUAACAGAAGGGUUAAAGGAAAGCCCUCUCUGCACAAACGGAUGGUAUCAUCUGGCAGAAGUGCAAGUCAAAAUGCAUAGACCUAAGGAAGCUGUUCUUUCAUGCAAUCAAGCUCUGAAGAACAUAGAUAAUCCUGGUGUGCCUGGUGGCAGUCUUCAGCAGAAGAAUUCUUGUCUUUGCUUGAAAGCAGAGGCUUUAAUUAAACUCUCAGAUUCUGAAUCUUCAGAGGAAGCAAUUCGUAUUCUUGAUCAGGUUUCAGAUGCAAAUAAUGUCCCAGGACUUUUGGUUCUCCAAAGCUUGGCCUAUCUGAAUAAAGGCUCAUUAGAUGAUGCUACAAAGAUUAUGGAAGACCUUCUCUUGUCUCACCCCAACCUAGCUGCAGCUCAUGCCCUCGAGGCAUUGAUUCAUCUUACCAAAAAGGACUAUCUACAAGCAGAAAAAUGUUUCCAGAGAGCAAUUGAGAAAGAUGCUGAUGUUGCUGAAUAUCAUUAUCAGCUUGGGUUAACAUACUGGUUCAUGGGUGAAGAAACAAGAAAAGAUAAAACAAAAGCUCUUACCCACUUUCUGAAGGCUGCAAGACUGGAUACGUACAUGGGCAAAGUUUUCUGCUAUUUAGGUCAUUACUACAGAGAUGUAGCGGAAGAUAAAAGCAGAGCCCGUGGAUGCUACAGGAAGGCUUUUGAAUUGGAUGACACUGACACUGAAUCUGGAGCUGCAGCAGUUGACCUAAGUGUGGAACUUGAAGAUACGGAAUCCGCCUUAGCUGUCUUAACUACAGUGACUCAGAAGGCAAGUGCUGGAGCGGCCAAGUGGGCCUGGCUUAGACGAGGAUUGUACUACCUGAAGGCCGGUCAGCAUUCUCAAGCAGUGGCCGAUUUACAGGCAGCACUGAGGGCAGACCCAAAGGAUUUCAAUUGUUGGGAGUCAUUAGGAGAGGCAUACUUAAGCAGAGGUGGCUACACAACAGCCUUGAAGUCCUUCACAAGAGCCAGUGAGCUGAACCCAGAGUCCAUAUACAGUGUGUUUAAGGUUGCAGCAAUACAGCAAAUCCUAGGCAAGUAUAAGGAGGCCAUAGCUCAAUACCAGCUGAUCAUUAAAAAGAAGGAAGAUUACGUACCUGCUUUGAAAGGUUUGGGUGAAUGCUAUCUUUUGAUGGCAAAAGCAGCUUUAGUUGAUUAUCUUGACGGGAGAGCUAUAGACUACACAGAAAAAGCACUGGAAUAUUUUACUUGGGCUCUGCAGCAUCGAGCUGAUGUGUCCUGCCUUUGGAAGCUAGUUGGGGACGCUUGCACCAGUCUCUAUGCUGUUUCUCCGACUAAAGUGAAUAUUAAUGUUUUAGGUGUCCUUCUAGGUCAGAAAGAAGGGAAACAAGCGUUAAAGAAAAACGAGCUGCUCCAUCUUGGAGGAAGGUGUUAUGGUCGUGCAUUAAAACUGAUGUCCACUUCCAAUACGUGGUGUGAUCUUGGAAUUAAUUAUUAUCGCCAAGCACAACAAUUAGCAGAAACAGGCAGCAACACGAGUGAUCUUAAAGAGCUACUAGAGAAAUCUUUGCAUUGUCUGAAAAAGGCAGUGAGACUUGACAGUCAUAAUCACUUAUACUGGAAUGCUCUUGGAGUGGUUGCAUGUUACAGUGGUAUUAGAAAUUACGCCCUUGCUCAGCACUGUUUCAUCAAAUCAAUCCAGUCAGAACAAAUUAAUGCUGUUGCAUGGACCAACUUGGGAGUGUUGUACCUUGCAAAUGAAAACAUUGAGCAAGCUCAUGAAGCUUUCAAAAUGGCUCAGUCCCUUGAUCCAUCUUAUUUAAUGUGCUGGAUUGGACAAGCUCUUAUUGCAGAGACAGUUGGAAGUUACGACACUAUGGAUCUCUUCAGACACACUACAGAACUCUGCAUGCAUACUGAGGGAGCAAUAGGUUAUGCGUAUUGGGUCUGCACGACUUUGCAAGAUAAAAGCAACAGAGGCACAGAGCUGUACCAGUACAAUAUCCUCCAGAUGAACGCUGUCCCAGCAGCACAGGUUGUUCUCUGUAAAUACGUGGAAAGAAUUCAGAAUUAUGCUCCAGCUUUCACGAUGUUGGGUUACUUGAAUGAACAUCUGCAACUGAAAAAGGAAGCAGCAGACAUGUACCAAAGGGCAAUUUUGUUGUUACAGACAGCAGAAGACCGAGAUACUUAUAAUGUUACCGUAAGAAAUUAUGGCAGAUUGUUAUGUUCCAUUGGUGAAUAUGAUAAAGCUAUCCAGGCUUUUAAGUCAACACCCCUUGAAGAGUUAGAAGACAUCAUAGGUUUCGCUUUGGCUUUAUUUAUGAAGGGGCUGUAUACAGAGAGCAGCAAAGCCUACGAGAGAGCUUUGUCUGUUGUUGAAUCAGAGCAAGACAAAGCCCAUAUCUUAACAGCUCUGGCAAUAACAGAAUAUAAACAAGGAAAACUGGAUGUAGCCAAGUCACUGCUAUUCAAAUGCUCUAUCUUAAAGGAACCAAGCACAGAAAGCCUUCAAACCCUCUGUGCCCUAGGCUUGGCCAUGCAGGAUGCUACACUGUCAAAGGCAGCGCUUAAUGAGCUACUGAAGCAUGUGAAACACAAAGAUGGUGACUACCGGAGGUGCCUUCUCACUUCAGCCAUCCACGCACUGCAAGGCCGCAGUGUGGCUGUGCAGAGACAAGCAUCUAAAGCUGUUCACAGUAACCCAGCUGACCCGGCUCUUUGGGCUUUGUUAUCCCGAGUUGUCGCUCAGUAUGCCCAGCAAAAUGCAAAGGGAGGUGCUGUAGCAGGAAAUGUGGCUCAUAUUCUGGAUUCAAAUCAUGGAAAGAAGGCGUUACUGUACACUGCAGUGAAUCAGUUGGCAAUGGGAAGCAGUUCGGCAGAAAAUGAAAAAAAUGUUGCACUAAAGACCAUUCAGAAGGCAGCUCUCCUUUCUCCAGGUGACCCUGCUGUCUGGGCUGGGCUGAUGGCAGCCUGUCACGCAGAUGAUAAACUGGCUCUCGUGAACAACACUCAGCCAAAGAGGAUGGAUUUAUACUUGGCACUGUUAUCUGCUGUUUCUGCUUCAAUUAAGGACAAAAAGUUUCUUGAAAAUUACAACCAAUCUCUUGAGAAGUGGUGUCUCUCACAAGUGGUCACUAGUCUACUAGACACAGGAAGAACAGCAGAAGCCGAAUCUCUCUGCACAAAGAACUUAAAAAGUAACCCUGAUCAACCAGCUGUUCUUUUACUCUUGAGACAAGUUCAGUGUAAAUCACUCCUAGAGUCACAAAAGCCACUCCCAGAUGCUGUACUUGAAGAACUGCAAAAAGCAGUCAAGUCCAACUCCACCUCUGUUCCAGCUUGGCAGUGGCUGGCGCAAGUGUAUCAGUCUCAAGGAAUGAUGAGUGCUGCAGAGAUGUGUUACAGAAAGAGUCUACAAGUGGCGUCCCAGCAGGGCAGUUGGGGUGGGAAGCUCUCAAGUCUGUUGAAACUAGCACUGCUUGCAUUAGAAGUCUGCAUGGCUAAUAUUUCCAGUGAUCACUGGCCGUCCUUGGUUCAAGAGGCUACAGCUGAGGCCUUGAAACUUUGCUUUUGUCCGCUGGCUGUUCUUUUGCAAGCUUUAUUACAAUUCAACCGCAAAAUGGGGGCAAGAGAGACACGGCGACUUUUGGAGAGAGUGGUGUAUCAGCCUGGGUAUCCCAAAUCUAUCGUAUCAACUGCACGUUGGUACCUACUGAGACAUCUCUAUGCCAAAAAUGACUAUGAGCUUAUUGAUGUGUUGGUAAAAAAUGCUGAAACUCACAGAGAUACAAGAGCACUGGAACUGAAUCAGAAAUUGUCCUCACAAUAACAAUGCAUUGUCUUAUAAUAAAGGAGAAGAAUAGGUAAAAGAACAAAGCAGCAAAUCAAGACUUUUCCCUGAAGUAACAUAUUUUAAACCUAUAAUCAUUCAUACUUCUUUUUUUAAUUCAAGGAAGUUGAAGUUCUUAAAUUAGGGAUGUAAUUUUCCAUUGACUGUUAAUCAGAUUUUAACCUGAAAAACAUGUUUAAUUUGGAAGUACAUAGUGAAAAGAGAACAUGAUUCUCUUAGUUGUUCUAGAGUCAUUUGUGAAUCAUUAUUUUUUGCAUCUUGCAUGGUGCAUAAUAGGAUAUCAUUUUUUUGGUAAUCCUUUACCAAAAAAUAAAAAUAAAUAAAGCCUUUAUAGCCAUUUUCUAAAUAAUAUGUUAAAGCAGAAUUUUCAUUUGUUAAAAAAUAAAUUCAAAGAUUUAAUUUCUCCUGUGAAUCCUAAAGCUCCACAGACCAACUCAUCAUGAAAUCCAAAUCUUGUUUUGCUACUGUUGUGCUACUGUUUCAUCUCCAGCUUCUACUGAAGCAGCAAACUAUAAAUGUGAGUCUCUGGCUGCAAAUGGGUAUGUUCAUGUCAUUUAAAACACUCAGGUGUGUGGCUGCAAUGAAAAACUUUAAUGGAAACUUUGUGGAAAGUAAUGCUGACAAUAUUUAAUCGAUCAUGCAAUUCAUUCAAUUAGGAUGAAAAUAUUUGAACUUUCUCAAAUUAAAAAAGUGUCUUAUUUAUAGUAUCAUCUUAAUUUCAAAUUUUAAAACUUCAGAGUACAAUAUCUUUUUUUUCGCCAAAGCAAUGUGGUUUGCGGCUCUGUUUCAGUUUUUGCACAUUAAAAAAAUGUGGAAAUUUUGUUUUGACAAAGUUGACCCUUGUCUUUCUGCCUGUCCUCCAUUCUCCCACUUUAGUGCUUAUGGAUAGAAAGCUGCUCAGGCUUUCUGCCAUGUUCCUUGUUGGAAGAAGAAGAACUCAGCUGCGGUGUAUAAAUGGGCCCUCAAUUUGCCAGAGAGGGUUUUUGCUCUGCACUUGUGUAUGUACUGUUAAAGAAUACAUUUAUGUAUCAUAUACAGUACAAUAAUUUUUCCUUAUACUUGCACAUAUUUAAAGACUUUUCAUUGAGUUGAAAUAAAAAUUCAGAAAAAGUUGUUUAGAGUAUGUGCCCCAUAUGUACUUUAGACAAUGAUUAAGAUAUAUUUUACCUCACGACCACUAAUGGUGUGUAGCUGUCAGUGCAUUAUAUAAUAAUGAGUUUUUCCUUUCUUGGGCUGAUUAGGAAGUUUUAAAGUAUCAGUAUAUUUAAUACUAAUGUACCUAAUGCCAUAUGCAACUGUGUAUAUGUACUUGUGAUCUUCCUGUUUCAUCUACCCACAGUGCUGGGAUUAUAGACGUGUGCUACCACACCCAGAAUAAAUUUUUUCUAUAAAUGCUAA
Heterocephalus glaber (naked mole-rat) is the source of this 6630-nucleotide messenger RNA. RefSeq names its product SKI3 subunit of superkiller complex (gene Skic3). Gene Ontology annotation, molecular function: protein binding. The record is from RefSeq and is a predicted model, not a curated record. NCBI's taxonomy places the organism in Eukaryota, Metazoa, Chordata, Mammalia, Rodentia, Bathyergidae. Gene Ontology annotation, biological process: nuclear-transcribed mRNA catabolic process. Gene Ontology annotation, cellular component: Ski complex.